GAUAAAAUACAGUCUCAGCAGAGAGGAGACGUCCAAAGUGACGAGGAGCUGAGGAGAAAAACGGUCUCAUCACUCAUCUGCCGCAUAAACGACUGAGGAGAAACGAGUCUGCACUGAAAGACAAGAGACGAAGAUCUGGAAAAGAGGAGGAGGAGGGGAGGAGGAAAGGAGGAGACAACAAAGUUUCCUCAAACUGACUCACUGACGACGGAAACUAACAGAGCUAAGAAGGAAAAGGAGAAAGGACACAGAAAAGAGACAGAAGAGGAGAAAGAGACAGAGAAGUCGACAGAAGAGGACACAGCGGAGGAGACAGAAGAGGAGACAGAGACAGAGACAAAGAAGUCGACAGAAGAAGAGACAGAGGAGGAGACAGAAGAAGAGACAGAGACAGAGGAGGAGACAGAAGAGGACACAGCGGAGGAGACAGAGACAGAGAAGUUGACAGAAGAGGACACAGAGGAGGAGACAGAAGAGGAGACAGAGGAGGAGACGGAAGAGGAGACAGAGACAGAGACAGAGAAGUCGACAGAAGAAGAGACAGAGGAGGAGUCAGAGGAGGAGACGAAGACAGAGAAAGAGACAGAAGAGGAGACAGAGGAAGAGAAGGAGACAGAAGAGGAGACAGAGAAGGAGUCAGAGGAGGAGAAGAAGACAGAAAAGGAGACAGAAGAGGAGACAGAGACAGAGAAGGAGACACAAGAGGAGACCGAGAAAUAGACAGAAGAGGACCAAAGAGAAGGAGACGAGGAGACAAACAAUUCAAGCUGAGCUGAUAAAGGAGGAGCAGAUAUGCAGAGGUGCAUCAUGGGAAUGUCUUAGGUCCAUAAAGACACAGACGUGAACACCUUUGUCCUCUAGUUCCAACUCCACCACAUCCACCCAGCAUGCUGGCCAAGUUAUCCCAGGGAAGGAGCUCUGCGGGUGGGACAGGAGGGCUGCUGCUGCCCCCUGUGCUGCUGGGACUGAUGAUGAUGAUGAUGAUGAUGACGAUGAUGAUGAUGGCGGUGGAGGCAGCGAGUGUCGAUGACGUCGACAGCGAAGAGAGUCUGGAGAUCCUGGAUGAGGACGAGGCCGUGGACAUCCUGGAGCCGGCGUCCUCGGACGCGUCCAGACUGUCUCCUUUCAGCUCCUGGCUGAUCUUCAGAAGAAACUCCAACAAGGGGGAGAACCGGAGAAUCAAAGGGUCGAGGAGAACGUCCAAGCACGGCCUACCUGGACCUCCAGGACCUCCUGGACCUCCUGGACCUCCAGGACCUCCAGGACCUCCUGGACCCCUUGGGCCUCUGGGCCCCACCGCCCCCCUCUUACCCCAACAACAGGAGCUGAAACAGAGAGACAUAGUGGGAGGAGCCAGCGUCCUGUGUGAUCGUCCCCGUGUCUCCGCCUCUUUCGUCAGUCAUCUCCUGCAGCCAAUCACCAUUCAACGCCGCAGUCUGCUGGAGCUGCAGCCAUUCAGCGAGCCCUCAGACUCUGGGCGGAGCCUCCAGAGAGGUCACAGCUUCAACAGCAGCAGCGGCAGAUACUUGGUCCACGUCUCUGGAUUCUACCAGCUCACCUGCAGCCUCCUGAUAGAGUCGGGUGACAGAGUUCAGCUUCGCCUCAGAGACAGUGUGAGAGCAUCGAUCUGCAUCGAGUCGUUGUGUCAAAGUAACAUAGUCGGUGAUGGGCGUGGCUGCUGCUGGAGGAACCUUCAGCAUCCUUCUGACAGGAACUCUUUAUCUUCAGGCCGGAGAGUACGUCUCUGUGUUUGUGGACAACGCCAGCAGUUCGUCCCUCAGCGUCCUGCAGGACUCUCUGUUCUCUGGGAUCCUGCUCGGAGUGUGAGACACCAACAGAUGACAUCCGUCAGCAGGGUAGAGCAGGGGAGGGACAUUCAACAUCGUCCAGCUGUCUCUGAAUCCUCAAAGCCCAGAGCAGGACCAGACAGGACGUUUGGAUCCAAGCUGGUGUCGGACAUCAAGACCUGAGACCUGCAGCAACACAACAGGAGCAGACCUCAUGUACACAACUUAGACCUGGUUCAACGCUCACACAUCUGAGGAGCACGGAACAAACCUUCUCAUCUCCAUCACACUGAGUCACUUCCUGUCUGAAUCUUCAUUCACAAACACCAAGGACACAACUUUCACCCCUUCAGCUUCACCGUGUCAGAAACAGCUCAGUUUGUUUUUGUCCAAAUUCACUUCUGUCGACAGAGUUUAAAAAGGUUUGUCCUUCAAACAGAGAAGAAGAAAUCCACACAUCCAUGGACAGACAGAAGUGCAUCUUUUAUUUAAAUGACAAAUAUUCUAUAUUCAUGUUGAUAAUUCUAUUCAUGUUAAAACAGUGACCUCUUUCCUUUCUUUAAUGGAAACCUCCCUUUCCUCAGACUUUCCAUUGCUGCAGCUCCUCUUUUCAGCCUCUGCUCUCAGUUGACCCGACGUAGGAACGGGGCUUUUCGGACUCUGCGAUCUUUGUGUUAGCAUAAUGAGCGGCUAGCGGUCGGUCCACACAACACUUCCUGAUCUCGUCAUGUGACAUCAGGAGAAUGUAGAAGUGUGGGCAGGAUGACCUACCAGGCGUUAAGCACUGAACAAACGUCUUGUUUAAAGACGUGAAGAUGAGGACUUCAUCAGCCUGAAACUCUUGUGUCUUACUUUGCUCUGAAAUAAAAAGCUGAAUGUGUAAAUGCCUGCAAGGUUUCCCUCUAACUUCUACUAACUGACACAACCUGGCCCUGAGAGAGACGUUACACCAGGAGAAAGCUCAGCUGCUGGAGUUGAGUCACAUUUUCCAGGACUGGUGAACAAAGACGUCUGUGUUGAGCUGUAACGUCGUGAGAAACCUCAGCCGUCUACACAGAAGGAUCCUGACCGAGGCUGACUCUGGAAGUCUGCUCGGGGGUCUGAGCCCAGACAGCCUGACCACUGCCGAGUGGUUCACACGUUCACUGGAAGAACCAGAGGUCGUCUGUGCACAUGAAGGUGUGAAUCACAGGGAGUGAAUCCAUGAUGGUGAGUGGAUGAAGCCACAUGUGAUGGUGCUGAGAGAAACCUGCUGGAGCUGCACUUUGUUCUUCAUGUCGCAGAUCAGAACUGAAACAGAAUCAUCUCCGUACAGCUGCUGUGGAACCAUCAGUCUCUGUGGAGGAGUCAGAGCAGUCCGGUUUCCUGGAGCACCAUCUCGUGGACAUUAGAGGAACUGUGGUCAUCUUCUGGGGUCCACCUUUGUUCUGAUGAUAUUUUCAUAUUUAACAUGUUGUGAAUUCUUUAUGUUUUCAUGCCUUUUCUCCGCCCCCUGCUGGUCACAGACAGUCAUGUAGAUUUGACGCCUGACCUCAUUUUACUUUAAUAUGAAUAUUUAUUCUCUGGAUGUGAUAAACAUGUGCUGUGUGAAUAAUUAUGAUAAUAAAUAUAUUACUUUCCA
Molecule: messenger RNA, 3408 nt
Organism: Pleuronectes platessa (European plaice)
Lineage: Eukaryota; Metazoa; Chordata; Actinopteri; Pleuronectiformes; Pleuronectidae
Product: erythroferrone
Exons: 8
Coding region: 888-1970 (360 amino acids)
Molecular function (GO): hormone activity
Source: RefSeq, a predicted model, not a curated record